AUGCUUCCUAACACCAUCUUCAAUUCCCACUCUCACAUACCAAAACUUCCCAUUCAUUUUCCAUUCCAUUUUUCUCACAAUUUCAAACUCUGCGCCACCACUUCACAUUCCGAAUCUGAUUCCGACUCUUUCACUGUCUCCUACCUCAUCAACACCGUCGGUUUCCCUCGUGAAACAGCUCUCAAAGCUUCAAAACGACUUCGUCUCAAAUCCCUAGAAAAACCCAAUUCAGUUUUCACCUUCUUCAGAGACCACGGUUUUCCAGACACCAGCAUUAAGAAAAUCCUCAUAAAAGAACCAUGGCUUCUUGCUACAAAUACCCACAAGUCAAUUCUUCCAAAGUUUGAGUUUUUCCUCUCCAAAGGCGCUUCACCCUCUGAAAUUGUUACCUUAUUAACGGCGAGCCCUAGAAUUUUACAAAGUAGUUUGGAAAAUCGAAUUAUCCCUCUUUUUGAAUUUUACAAGAGGUUUUUGAAAUCUGAUAAAGCUACCGUUUGUUGUAUGAUUAGAAGCUCGGUUCCGUUGUCUUACAAUCUUACUACGGAUAACGUUAAGUUGAUGAUCGAUUACGGAGUUUGCGAUUCCAGCAUUGCUAGAGUGUUUCUCACAAAAGCAACUAUACUUGGAACAAUUGAUUUGAUUAAUACCUUGGAGGAAGUUAAGGGUUUAGGGUUUGACCCUUCAACUUCCAAUUUUGGGACAGCUUUGAUUGCAAAGAAAUAUAUGAGUAAAGCACAUUGGGAUGAGAAAGUUGAUGUCUUUAAGAAAUGGGGCUGGUCUGAUGAAGCUGUUGUUCAAGCAUUUAGGAAGCAUCCUAGUUUGAUGUUGACUUCGAUCGAUAAGAUUAAUUUGGUGAUGAGUUUUUGGGUCGAUCGAAUGGGUUGGGAUUCCUUGGCACUUACUAAAAAGCCACAAAUUUUCGGUUAUAGUUUGCAGAAAAGGGUGGUUCCAAGGGCAUUAGUUCUGCAAUAUCUUAUGAUGAAAGGAUUGAGGAAAAGGAAUGCAAGCUUAGUGACACCAUUUAGGUGGUCUGAGAAACAGUUCCUGGGCAAAUAUGUUGUCUGUUUUAAGGGUGAGUCUGAUUAUUUAUUGAAACUCUAUGAGGAAAACAUGAAUCUUGCGAACACCAAGGAGAACAUUGACAUGCCAUUCACCAAAUAG
Messenger RNA from Lathyrus sativus (Indian pea), 1161 nucleotides. Lineage: Eukaryota; Viridiplantae; Streptophyta; Magnoliopsida; Fabales; Fabaceae. The record is from the annotation of a GenBank genome assembly.